AUGCGCUUCCUUAGCCUUUGUCGGCAGACGCGGCCGUCAUCGCAGGCGCCGAAUUUUUCUGUGCGCGCGAACCAAGCCGGAAUUGCUCUGAGCAUGGGCAGGGAUGACCGGGAGGCGGUGCGGGUGUUGGAGGAGAUGAGGGGGGCGGACGAGCCAGCGGACCGGGGGAGCGCACAGCACAGCACAGCACAGCAGCAGGCGCGCGUGGACCAGGCCACGGCGACCACUCUCUGCCACGAGCCCGCCCUGCAGUCGGACGCCCGCAGUGGCGUCUACCUGCGGUACGUGAGUCUGCUCUUCAGCGACAGCAUAUACCUGCCGGACGAGGCACUCCACAAGGUACCGCGGCUCAAGGAGGAGGAGGCGGCCAUGGCGGACAAGGACCGCUGGCUGCAGCUGCUGCCCGCGGAGAGGCAGGCGCGCCAGCAGGACUACCGGAGGGACGAGUCGGUGGGUUCUUCUGGGGGCUUGGCGUCGUUCCCCUGGGCAGUGGCAGUGAUGGGUUGGGUGCUGCCAGGGGACGUGGUGCGGCCGUUCAUGGGGCUAGCAGCGCAUGCCACGGCACGUGCAGCGGAGGCUAUGGAUGUAGCAAUAAUCGGCCGCAUCCCCAACGAAUUCCUUGAGCCCAUCCAGGUCCCUGCUCUGUUCUUUGUCUCUGUUUCCUGUGCUGCAGCCCCUCUGCUUCUUCACUCUCCAGCCCGUGCGCACCUCAUGCCAUGUGUCCUCACGUGUGCUGCAUUGCUUCAGCCGCCUGGCUGCUGGGUGCUCGUUCCCCCUACCCUCACCCCUUCCCCCGUGCUGCUGCUCCCUGUGCGUGCGUGGCAGUGCAUGUUGAUGCGUGACCCGGUGACGCUGCCAUCGGGCAACGUGGUGGACCGCCCUGUCAUCCUCACACACCUGCUCAACCACCCGCCCAGGGUAACCCUAGGAAAUGGCAGGCACGUGGCGAGAAGAAGGGAGCUGGGUGGCCCUCUUGCCGUGCAUGCGCUCCUCCCUCCUGCGCCCACAGCUGCUCGCCCACCCACUCCUCCCUUUCCUCCUGCAUGGAGUGAGGGAGGGGCGCGUUGCAUGGUUGAGGCGCGGCGUGCUGCUGCUAGAGGCGCUGGUGUUGCCCCUGCAUCGUGCGCCCCGCCUCGCCCUCUGCCACCUCGUCACAUGCUCGCACGCCUCCCCAUCCGCCACCCACCAUUCUUCCUCUCCUUUCCUCGUCCUUCCUUCGCACCUCCGCGCCCCUCCCCCUCGCACGUCCGCACUGCUGCUGCUGGUGGUGGUGGUGGCAAAGACGAGGCCAUGAGUGUGAAGACCUGCCCGCUCUCCCCCCUCUCAUCUCUCAUGCCACCGCCCUCCACCAACGCCCCCCAUUCCAUUCUGCCUGGUACCUUGUGCUGCACUGCUGCCGCCACCCACACGCCCACGUCCCCCUGCUGUGGCGUCACCACAACACGACGCACGCGCAAGGCACUUGCGCACAAGGCGCUCUCCCCCCCCCCCCCUCCACCCAAUCAUCAUCUUUCCUCCACCAACGCUACUGUCAUUUCCUCUGCUCGCACACCCGCUCCGCCCGCAAGCCUUUCCCGCGUGGCUCUCUGCACCGGUGUGCUCCGCGCACGCCAUGGGGAUGACACACACGCAAGGGGAGUGUGGCUUAGCGACGGUGAGUGGCGCGCGCUGCAUGGGGUGAGGGGCACGCUGCAUGGGGUGAGGGGCACGCUGCAUGGGGUGAGGGGCACGCUGCAUGGGGUGAGGGGCACGCUGCAUGGGGUGAGGGGCACGCUGCAUGGGGUGAGGGGCACGCUGCAUGGGGUGAGGGGCACGCUGCAUGGGGUGAGGGGCACGCUGCAUGGGGUGAGGGGCACGCUGCAUGGGGUGAGCGGGGCGGUGCAUGGGGUGAGCGGGGCGGUGCAUGGGGUGAGCGGGGCGGUGCAUGGGGUGAGCGGGGCGGUGCGUGGGGUGAGCGGGGCGGUGCAUGGGGUGAGCGGGGCGGUGCAUGGGCCGAAGGGGCGCUCCGCCUGCACAUCUCGCCCGCUUGCAUCCACCUUCCCAUCCACGCACACCCUCCUCCGCGCUCUCUUUCCUCCCGCCCACCCCCCUACCCCCGUCCCUCACACCACUCUGCGUAAUCCCGUUGCUCACCUUCCUCCUCCGCCUCCGCCUCUGCCCCUCCCGGUCCCCCUUUCCCCUGCAGGCAUGGCUCUGCUAGAGGUGCUGGUGAAGGCCAUGCUCCGCGUGCCGCUGCCACCGCCCACACUCGCCACUCUCGUGCGCUACUUGGCUCUCGGCAUUGUGCGCCCCGCCCCGUCCCGCCCUCUGCCGCCUCGUCCCAUGCUCACACGACUCCCGCCCGCCACCCACCAUUCCUCCUCUCCCUUCCUCGCCCCUCCUUCGCACCUCCACUGGGGGAGGGGGAACGGAGGUGGGAGACUUGAGUCUGGAUGGGUGAUGGGUUUGGGUGAUGCGUGGGCGGAUGUGAGUCGGUGCAUGCGCUCUUGCAGUGAGCACGAAUCAUCGGUUUUCACCUACCUCGCCAUGCCUCUCCCUCCCUUCAUCCAUCCCUCCGUCCCCGCCUCACAUGCGCACUGCACUCCUCCUCCCUCCGAAUGCGUCCCUUCCCACCCUGCCUUUUCCCCCCCGGUUGGCAGGGCUGGGGCUGAGCGAGGAGGUGCAGGCGAUGGCGGGAGUGACACGGCACGUGUCCAUUCAUGCCACUUCAUUUAUCCUCCUCCUCCGCUGUCCCACCUCCUAUCCUUUCCCACCUCCUCGUCUCGCACUUGUCUUGUAACUCACCUUUCUGACCUCUUCCCUGCGUGCCCCCUUCCCCGCAUGCCCCCUUCCCCGUGUGCCCCCUUAACUGCGUGCCCCCUUUCCCUGCGCCCCCCUUUCCAUGCACCCCCCUUUCCAUGCACCCCCCUUUCCCUGCGCCCUCCCCCCAGGAGGCAAGCUGCCCAAGGGAGUGCUGCUGGUGGGAGCUCCCCCCGGGACUCGGGCAAGGCGAUGCUGGCGCGGGCGAUAGCGGGCGAGGCGGCGGGGGUGCCCUUCGUCGGCGCGCCUCAGGAGGCGGCGCCCUGCAUCGUGUUUCCGGCUGGCAGUGCAUGCAUGCCUAGAGCUCCUCUCAUCAUUCGUUCCUCCGCCUGCCCCUCUCAUAUGGCAUUGUGCAACGCCAUGAUUGUACGUGGGCAGGUGUUGGGGCUGGCAGGGCAACUGCCGCAGAAUCCCUGCCAUGGGAGUGUGCUGCAUAGCGGCGGGGUGCAAGGCGGUGCAGGAGGUGCGGUGGUGCGCUCCACGGUCCACCUCUCCUACACCAAGGCAAGCCAACCCACUCGCCUCGCCCCCAACCCAUCGCCCACACUCCCUCCCUUCCUUGCUUCCAUAUUCCCUCUCACGCAAUGUGCCCAAUUCUUUCCCCUCCAAUCCCUUACUCUUUCCUACUCUCCCCUCCUCUCCCCGUCUCCCGCUGACGUUAUCUCCCACCCCCCCCCACUGUCUUGGCUGGCUGGCAGGUGA
Closterium sp. Naga37s-1 is the source of this 3501-nucleotide messenger RNA. Lineage: Eukaryota; Viridiplantae; Streptophyta; Zygnematophyceae; Desmidiales; Closteriaceae. The record is from the annotation of a GenBank genome assembly.